GGCGGCGGCCAAGGUCAGCGGCGGCGCCGAAGUCGGCGGCGACCUGGGGCGGAUUGAGGGGAAAGGCGUGGCCACGUGGCAGGGUCGGCGGAAAGCGGCGGAGGCGGCAGCGCGCAUGACAACGGCAAGCGGAGGAAGAGAUAAGCACGGCAUCUCGAUCGACGGACCUGACACGUGGCACCUUGUCAAAGCGAAUAUGAAUAAUGACAAUUCAAGACGACAGGGGGGCAUGAGGAAUCGAACGAUGAACAGGAGAGGUGGCCGUGGUGAUCGGUUUGAUCGUCCUAACAACUAUGGAAAUGACAAUGGCGACAGGAUGGGGGACAGGAUGGGGGACAGGAUGGGGGACAGGAUGGGCGACAGGAUGGGUGACAGGAUGGGCGAUAGGAUGGGGGACAGGAUGGGGGAUAGGAUGGGGGACAGGAUGGGAGAUCGGAUGAACGACAGGAUGAGUGAUAGGAUGGUAGACCGGUUGGGCGACAGGAUGGGUGACAGGAUGGGCGACAGAAUGGGGGACAGGAUGGGAGAACGGAUGGGGUCUGGGGCGGGAGGAGGUGGAGGUGUAGGAGGUCAUGGGAACAGCGGAAGCUCUGGAGGGGGGUAUGAAGGGAACUAUGGAUCCAGGAACCCGGAGAAUGGCUUCAGCAGUAUGGAAGCAGCCAGAUACCUCAAUGAGAGAUGGACCGCCGCCUUGAAUUGCUCUCACAACUCAGGCCUCCUACCGUCAGAGCGUCCAGUGCAGCUUUCAAGUGUGGAUGGAAGCUCCGGCUGGGGAUCAUCAAGGCUUAUCCAUCAGGCAUCGGUAACCGAUUUCCUCCAAGAGAUGGCGAUCGCAUUGAAAAAGCACAACGCUGCUAAAAAGAGUGCCCUGGCGUCGACAGCCUCUGGCUCUUACCAAGGGACGGUGCGGUCUGGAGGUGCAAAUCUCGAUGAUGACAUGCAGAACGCUUUCUCUAACCAACUUCCAGUUUUGAAUUGCAGCUGGGACAGGACUGGGAAGAUGCACGCAGGACACUGGUGGCCUAGCGAACGGAAGUCGAAGUAGGGUGUGAAAGGCAUGGACGAACAGUGUGUGGAGAUGAGGCGGGGCAGGUCUGGGAAGAUGCAUGCAGGACACUGGUGGCCUAGCGAACGGAAGUCGAAGUAGGGGGUGAAAGGCGUGGAGGAACAGUGUGUGGAGAUGGAGGCGGCAAGCCAUCACCCUUCCUUCCCGCCCCCCCCCCCCUAAGCAGUCGAAGUAGGCGGUGAAAGGCGUGGACGAACAGUGUGUCGAGAUGGGGGAGGCGAGCCAUCGCCCUUCCUUUUCCCCCCCCCUGUAAUCAAAUCUCGAUGACAUGGAGAAACGUUUUCUCUGAACCACUUCCAGUUUUGAAUUGCAGCUGGGUCAGGUCUGGGAAGAUGCACGCAGGCCACUGGCGGAUUAGCGAACGGGAACGGAAGUCGAAGAAGGGGGUGAAAGGCAUGGACGAACAGUGCGUGGAGAUGGGGGAGGGAGGCCGUCGUCCUUCCUCUUUGUUCCCCCCUGUGCCCGGAACUUGGAAGUAGAAUCCGUUCUCUCUCCUGAUGUUUCGUUGAUACCUUGGCUGGACGAGGCUAUGGAAUUUUUGUAUUUUGCAUGGCUAUGGCUGUGGGUGGCUGUGGCUGUGGCUGUGGCUGUGGCGGGCUAAUUCGUUAUGCUAUAGGUGGAGUGUUUGGUUAUGGCGUACGGAUGCAGGCCAUUGGCUAUUGGAGACAAAGGUAGCAGAGGUGAUUGUUGUGGCUUGGCAUACUGAUGGUUUUGGAAACGGACUAGUAUGGAGGCUUUGGCUUUGGCUAUGGAGGCUAUGGCUAUGAAAUCUAUAGCUAUGUAUGCUAUCGCUAGGAGGCUAGACGUAUAGAGGCUAUCUAUAUCUAGGGUAUGGCUAUAGAAGCUACAGAGGCUAGGCCUACAGAGCUAGGGUUAUCGAGGCGUUGUCUAUUGGCUAGGCUAUGGCUAUAUAAGCUGCAGAGACUAGGCCUACAGAGCUACAGCGGCUAUCGAGGCAUUGUCUAUUGGUGGCUAUGCCACCUACGGAGGCUAUGACAAUGGAAGUUAUGCCUACAGCGGCUGCAUGUGUGGAGGGUAUAGCUGUAUAAUUGGAAUUGGCUAUGGGGGCCUAUGGCAGCAGAUGCCGGGGCCAGGUCUCUGUGGAAGGCAUGGCUGUGGAGAGGAUUUGGCCAUGGGAGGAAAUCCUUUCGUAUUUUGAAGCCAGUUGCAAUUAAGACUAUGCCUAUAGCUGCUAUAGGCGUACAAGAGGCGAUGACUAUGAGGGCCUAUAGGCGUGCAAGAGUGGAUGACUACGAGGGCCUAUGGCAGCAGAGGCCAGGGUCAGGUCUCCUUUAGAGAGAAACGAUGUGGAAGGCAUCGGUGUGGAGACGAUUUGGCCAUGGCAAGAAAUCCUUUCAUAUUUCAAGGCUGUUGCAGCGAAGACUAUGGCUAUGGCUGUAUGCGUAUGCAAGCUGUUGUUCUGGGCGAUUUGGCCAUGGAAGAGCAUAUAGGCGGGCUAUGGAGGCCGUGGCAGUGGUGAUCUGCAAAGAAGUGGAAAAAGUGGGAAAAAGCACAUCUACCAACAAGCGGGCACAUUUGGAGGCGUCAACUACUCUUGCUAUCCCUUCUCUCUCUUUGUCACUCGCUCCUCUGUCGCUGUUGGCCCCUUUCUCUGUGUCCAUUUACUCACCUCUGUCUCAAUAUUUCUUUUUAUUUCUUUUAUGUUGUUCGCUAAGUUGAUUUGAUGCUCGAUAUGUGCCAUUCUAAGUGAUAUGCUCUGCUUCUGAAUCACACGCCGCUAUGUGGGCCCCAUC
This is a messenger RNA of Chara braunii, 2820 nucleotides long. The record is from the annotation of a GenBank genome assembly. NCBI's taxonomy places the organism in Eukaryota, Viridiplantae, Streptophyta, Charophyceae, Charales, Characeae.